AUGUUGUGGCGAGUGAAUCUUACUAUCACAAAUGAAAUCAAUUCACAUCUUAGUGUACUUAUUGCUGAAACGCGAGAAGAGAUUUCUACUGCGAAAGGAUGGUAUCGAUUGAAUGAAUUACUGAUCAAACUUGGUGAACUUGACAAAGCUCAAAAAGUAUGCAAUCUACUUAAACAGAAAAAUACUGAAGCUGGCAAUUCAGCACUCUAUUUUCAACUUGCACAAAUUGCGCGUGGUAAAGGUCAAUGUGACGAAGCGGCUGAACUUUAUAAUAAAUCAAUUCAAGUUAACAAAAAAUCAUCUAAGGAUAAUAAAAAGGAAACAUUCUGA
Molecule: messenger RNA, 330 nt
Organism: Rotaria sp. Silwood1
Lineage: Eukaryota; Metazoa; Rotifera; Eurotatoria; Philodinida; Philodinidae
Source: the annotation of a GenBank genome assembly